AUGGUAAAGGACUUACCUGUUGAAGUUUUUGCUAAUCCUGAGCUAUACGGGUUACGGCGAUCUCACCGCGCGUCAGCCAUUGUACCUUCAAAUUCAAAUUAUUUUGAAAGUGAUGAGGAAGAGGACAGUGUAGUUGCGACAAGGCGUAAUGGGAAGAAGAGGAAGCGGUCAGAUAAUUUUGACGAGUACUCUGAUGCCGAAGAUGCAAAUGGAGAGGACGAUUUAGAAGAUGGUUUUGAAGAAGUGGAUGAUGAUGAUUUUGAGUCGCCUGUAAAAAAGUCUCGGGCUACUAAGUCUUCAUCAGUUAGAAAGAAGUAUAAGAAUGGUAAGGAUGAGGUUAAGAAUGAUAAUGAUAUGCAAUUCCCAACCAGGUUUUCGUCAAGGAGUAAUAAAACAGUAAACUAUAAUAUCGAUUAUUCUGAUGAAGAUUUAUUAGAGUCGGACGAUGGGCUCGAAGAUGAUGAAGAGUCGGAGGAAGGCGCUUAUAUGUCAUCGACACCGGUACCAGAUGAAGGUGGGAUUGAUUUAGUAGUUACACAUAGACUAAAAGCUGACUCUAAGGAGCCUGAAGAGUGGGACGUGCCUGAAUGCAAAGAGUGUUAUGAGUUUUUAAUUAAAUGGACCAAUGAAUCGCACAUUCAUAACACAUGGGAAACUGCAGAAUCUAUAGGGGGUGUUCGUGGGUCCAAGAAAAUUGAUAAUUACAUCAAACAGUAUAUAAUUUUGGAUCAUGAGAUUAGGAUGGAUAAAUCGACCACACGGGAAGAUAUUGAAGUAAUGGACUUGGAACACGAGCGUAGGCUUGAUGAGUUUGAGGAAUUUAAACAUGUGGAGCGGAUUAUUGAUUCUGAUCGUGUAACAUUGAGAGACGGGACAUCACAAUUAAAAUACUUGGUGAAGUGGCGUCGUUUGAAUUACGAUGAGGCAACAUGGGAAAAUGCCGCCGUGAUUGUAAAAAUGGCUCCAGCAGAAGUUAAGAACUUUCAAAGCCGAUCAAAUUCUAAAAUAUUGCCGCAGAAUUCUAGUAAUUACGGUUCUCAACGGCCCGCGUUCGAGAAGUUAAACGUGCAGCCGUCUUUUAUCAAAGGAGGAGAGUUAAGAGAUUUUCAAUUGACGGGUAUAAAUUGGAUGGCGUUCUUAUGGUCUAAGAAUGACAAUGGUAUAUUGGCUGAUGAAAUGGGGUUAGGUAAGACUGUUCAAACAGUGGCUUUCAUAUCGUGGCUUAUAUUUGCUCGCCGACAGAAUGGCCCACAUCUUGUUGUCGUUCCAUUGUCGACGAUUCCGGCAUGGCAAGAGACAUUUGAAAAGUGGGCUCCUGAUUUGAAUUGUGUCUACUACAUGGGUAAUCAGAAGUCGAGGGACGCAAUUCGCGAUUACGAAUUUUACACUAAUCCACAAGCGAAAGGUAAGAAAAACAUCAAGUUCAAUGUUUUGUUAACAACAUAUGAAUAUAUAUUGAAAGACAGAUCUGAACUUGGAUCGAUAAAAUGGCAGUUCUUAGCUGUUGACGAGGCUCAUAGAUUGAAAAACGCUGAGUCAUCACUAUACGAGUCUUUGAUAAGUUUCAAGGUCGCAAAUCGAAUGUUAAUUACCGGUACUCCUCUUCAGAAUAAUAUCAAAGAGUUGGCUGCAUUAGUCAAUUUCUUGAUGCCUGGGCGGUUUAUCAUUGAUCAAGAAAUUGACUUUGAAGUCCAAGACGAAAACCAAGAAAGCUAUAUUCGUGAUUUGCAUAGGAGACUCCAACCUUAUAUUCUACGUCGUUUGAAAAAGGAUGUGGAGAAAUCUCUUCCUUCGAAAACUGAACGUAUCUUGAGAGUGGAGCUAUCUGAUGUUCAGACCGAAUAUUACAAGAAUAUCUUGACUAAGAACUAUAGUGCAUUAACUGCUGGGUCUAAGCGAGCGCAUUUUUCUCUAUUGAACGUGAUGAACGAGUUAAAGAAGGCCUCCAACCAUCCAUACCUUUUUAACAAUGCUGAAAAUCGAGUGUUGACGAAGUUUGGAGACGGGAACAAAUCAAGAGAAAAUGUCUUAAGAGGUUUAAUCAUGUCAAGUGGUAAAAUGGUUUUAUUAGAUAAGUUACUCACAAGGUUGAAGAAAGAUGGCCACAGAGUUUUGAUAUUUUCUCAAAUGGUUAGAAUGCUAGAUAUAUUGGGCGAUUACUUAUCGAUCAAGGGAAUCAACUUUCAAAGAUUAGAUGGUACCGUUCCAUCUUCUCAACGUAGAAUUUCUAUCGCCCAUUUUAAUGCUCCAGAUUCGAACGAUUUUGUCUUCUUAUUGUCUACCAGAGCUGGUGGAUUGGGUAUUAACUUGAUGACGGCUGAUACUGUGAUUAUCUUUGAUUCUGAUUGGAAUCCACAGGCUGAUUUACAGGCCAUGGCCAGAGCACAUCGUAUCGGGCAAAAGAACCAUGUCAUGGUUUAUAGAUUUGUUUCAAAGGAUACUGUUGAAGAAGAGGUCUUAGAAAGGGCACGUAAGAAGAUGAUUUUAGAAUAUGCCAUUAUAUCGCUAGGUGUCACAGAUGGUAACAUAUAUACUAAUAAAACCAAGAAUGAACCAAGUGCAGGAGAAUUAUCAGAAAUUUUGAAGUUUGGUGCUGGUAACAUGUUCAAAGCGAAUGAUAAUCAGAAGAAGUUAGAGGAUUUAAAUUUAGACGAUGUUUUAAACCAUGCGGAAGAUCACGUUACCACACCAGACUUGGGAGAGUCUCAUCUUGGUGGCGAAGAGUUCUUGAAACAGUUCGAAGUUACAGAUUAUAAAGCUGAUGUUGAAUGGGACGAUAUCAUUCCUGAAGAUGAACUAAAGAAAUUAAAGGAUGAAGAACAGAAGCGCAAAGACGAAGAAUAUGUUCAUGAGCAAUUACAGCUAAUGAAUAGAAGGAAUGUAGCUUUGAACAAGAUCAAGGAUAGCGUCAAUGGUGACAGUGUCAGUGGCUAUAGUGACGAAGAGGUCUCACGGUCCAAGAAGAAAACCAAAUCUAAUAACCUAAACUCUAUAGGGGAGAAAGAAGUCCGUGCACUAUACAAAGCGAUCUUAAAGUACGGUUAUCUCAAGAAUAGGAUGGCAGAUCUUAUUGCUGACGGCACUUUGCCUGUAAAAUCUAUCGAUAAGUAUGUGGAAGUGUACGGUGAGCUUAUGGAAGCUGCACAUAAGCAUAUAGCAGAAGAAGAAAGUGCAAGAAAUGAAGCUAUUGCAAACCUAGAAAAGGAGGUAGAGGAAUACAAAGCGAAAUUGAAAACGGACGAAAUCUCGUCCGAUGACAACUCUAAGUCAAGUCCUAUUGCAAGGCUAGCAGCCAAAAGGCGGGAGAAAAAAGCUGUGUUAUUUGAACUUUACGAUAUCAAGGGCCUAAAUGCAGAGACUAUGAUAAAUAGAACCGAGGACAUGAAGUUUUUGCACAAGUUUUUAACCAAGAACUACCCUGAUGAUGCUAUGAACUUCAAGUUCGUUAAUAAACUACCGAAACCCGUAACAAACUGGAACUGUAACUGGACACAAGAAGACGACGAAAAGUUGCUCGUAGGUGUGGAAAAAUAUGGUUACGGAUCUUGGACACAGAUACGAGAUGACCCAUUUUUUGGUCUUUCGGACAAGAUAUUUUUGAAUGAGCCAUUACCCUCGGCAACUGUCGAAGCGCAACCAUCUACUCCUAUCGCGCCAGACCUACCCGCUGUGAACGACUCUCCUACUCAAGCUGAUGCUCCUGCUUUAUCAGCUCCUCAAGACAAGAAGUCGAAGUCUACUCCUGCCCUUAAGAAGGUGCCUGGUUCGGUGCAUUUAGGAAGACGGGUAGACUACUUGUUCUCAGUUCUACGUGAAGAGGUGAAGAGCGCUUCUAGAGAACCCCCUUCUGUAAAUCCACCCGCUCCUGCUGCAGCUAAGAAGGGAUCAAGAAAAUCUGCUGUAGCUAACAACGGGAGCCGCUCAAGGACUCCGGAUGUGAAGAACGAAGAAGCCGCCUCCACUAAGUCCAAAAGGAUAAAAAAUAGCGCUGUUGUAGCGCCCUCGCGUCCUUCUUCCGGUAGCCCAAGUCCUCAGUUGAAGCGCAAUGGCAAGAAGAAACCGCUGAAUCGUCCCCUGCCGAAAGGCCCCGCUGCCGCAUCUGCAUCACCAACGACCAUCCCAACAGGUCCUGCUUUCAUGUCUACUCCGGUAUCUGAUAAAGAGUACGAAAGUAUGGAUGAAGAGGAGUGCAAACGUACCAUGCAAAGUGUCCGUGCAUCUUUAAACAAGCUACAGCGCGGCGGUAGCGGUCUAGAACGCAACCAAUGGGCUGCAAUCCUAAAGAAAGAGCUUAUCGCUGUUGGAAACUGCAUAGAGAAGCACAAGGGCGACUCUCCUAACUUUGAUAAGAGUAAAUUCAAGAGGCAUCUAUGGUCAUACAGCUCGCAGUUCUGGCCUGCACAAGUCAAGUCUGUUAAGAUUAUGGCAAUGUAUGAUAAACUCGUUGCAUCCGCAUCAAAUCAAUCCAGAUGA
Molecule: messenger RNA, 4473 nt
Organism: Eremothecium sinecaudum
Lineage: Eukaryota; Fungi; Ascomycota; Saccharomycetes; Saccharomycetales; Saccharomycetaceae
Gene: CHD1
Product: chromatin-remodeling ATPase CHD1
Exons: 1
Coding region: 1-4473 (1490 amino acids)
Biological process (GO): nucleosome organization; regulation of transcription by RNA polymerase II
Cellular component (GO): nucleus; chromatin
Molecular function (GO): DNA binding; chromatin binding; ATP-dependent chromatin remodeler activity
Source: RefSeq, a predicted model, not a curated record